Spathaspora passalidarum NRRL Y-27907 is the source of this 1939-nucleotide messenger RNA. RefSeq lists its product as uncharacterized. The transcript has a single exon. The record is from RefSeq and is a predicted model, not a curated record. NCBI's taxonomy places the organism in Eukaryota, Fungi, Ascomycota, Pichiomycetes, Serinales, Debaryomycetaceae. Gene Ontology annotation, molecular function: chitin binding. Gene Ontology annotation, biological process: carbohydrate metabolic process. The coding region runs from base 119 to 1939 and encodes 606 amino acids.
UAAAUCAAAUGCAAAACAUGCAUUGCAAGUAUUGAAGAAAAAAUUAAUCCAAUACCCCGAACGUGAAUCAUUUACGAUUAUCGACGGUGACAUUGUUGGCUAUGUAUGGGUAGGCAAUAUGGUGCAAAAUCUUGGAUUUGUUACCAACUCAGCUUGGCAAGUGCUUUACGAAGAAAUUGAUACUCAUGGAAUCCCUAAUUCAAUAUAUAUAGAAUAUGCAAAUGGAGAUCCAAGACAGGGGUAUGGUGUAAUUUUGAACACAGGUGGAAUAUCCAAGCUAGAUGAAGCCCAACAAGCUGUCAAGGCGUGGUCUUCGGGUAAAAACUAUGGCAAGUUUACUGGAAGUUAUAUAUACGAGGCAGAAUCUGUAUGUUAUCUAACUUAUGCCGAACGCAAAAGAAUUGUCAAUGAUCCAGAAGUUGGUGUUUGUAAUUACGUUCGAUAUUUUGAGGGAGAAGACUUACUGGAGAGUACUGGAUUAGACCCAGAGACCAUUUUACUCUAUAACCCACAUCUCAACUUUGACCACUUUCAACAUGGGCAACCAAUAUGCACAAGCAUAGGAAAGUUACCUGACUUGAGACCAGUUCCCAAACCUGAUGGAACUUGUGAACAAUACACAGUGAUGAAUGGCGAUACAUGUGAAUCAAUUGCUAUGCAUUUCUAUCCGCUCAGUAUUGAUGCCAUUGAAACAUUUAACCAGAAUAGUUUGGUUUGGGAAAGUUGUGAUGACUUGAGUGUGGGAGAUACAAUUUGUGUUUCUGAGGGAACAGUACCGCGACCAAACUCGCACCCCAUGGCCGAGUGUGGGCCAUAUGCUCCUGGAGCAUGGACAACCCCACCCGAAUGUCCCAAUAAUGGAUGUUGCAGCUUGGCUGGGUUUUGUGGAAUUGAUGCCCAGUAUUGCGACCCACCGUUGUGUUAUUCCAAUUGUGGAUAUGGAACAUUACCCACGGUUUUUGCAUCCAGUUUUAAGAAUGUAGCAUAUUGGAUGGAUCUCCCCUUUGAUAUUUUACACAUGCAUGCAUCCGACAUUGACACUAAUAGAUUUGAAAUUGUCCAUUAUUCAUUUGCAAGGAUUAAUGAAGACUUUUCUAUUUCUGUUGGUUCUGGAUUUAAAGAUUUCCUAUUGUUAUCCCUGAAGAAAAUGAUUGCAAUUGGAGGUUCCAAUAUGGCUGCUGAUGCUUCUUUAAACCAAAGAUUCAAACUAGGUGUUUCUGAUGAGCACAGAGAGGAGUUAGCCGAUAGUAUCGUGGCUUUUAUUCAGGAACACAAUUUGGAUGGUGUUCAUUUGGAUUGGGAAUAUCCACAAACCAUUGAAGAAGGAAAGAAUUAUAAUCUUCUUUUCAAAGCCAUUAAAUCUAAGAUGUCAACCAAGGUUUCAAUUGCAUUGCCACCAACUUAUUUCCACCUUAAGAAUUUUCCCUUGCAGGAAAUGGAUGAAAAUAUGGAUUACUUCAUCUUGAUGAAUUACGAUUACUAUGGACAAUGGAAUUAUGACACAGGGUCAGGAGUUGGAUGUCAUGUUGACAAAGAAGAGACUAUAGAAUCGAUUAAGAUGAUUGUUAAAUCAGGAAUAAAUACUCGAAAAUUAUACGGAGGUGUAGCUAAUUAUGCCCGCACGUUUGAACUUGAGGAUCCUGGUUGUGAUGAUUUCGGGUGCCUAUUUACAGGUCCCGAGUCAGGAGCUGAUCCAGGAGAAUUGACAUUACUUCCUGGUAUAUUAAGCGAGAAUGAAUUGUUGAGUAUUCCAGAAGCAGAAAGAACUAUGUGGUAUGACGCUGAUUCCAAGUGCGAUAUCAUGGUUUAUAAGAAUGGGAGAAAUUGGGCUGCUUGGAUGGGAGAAGCUGAGAGGAAUAAUUUAAUUCAUUGGUACCAGUCAAUUGGGUUGGGCGGUACUGCCUUAUGGGCCAUUAAUUACGAAUUACCAGUUGACUAG